Naegleria gruberi is the source of this 1242-nucleotide messenger RNA. RefSeq lists its product as uncharacterized. The record is from RefSeq and is a predicted model, not a curated record. Lineage: Eukaryota; Heterolobosea; Eutetramitea; Acrasida; Naegleriidae. The coding region runs from base 1 to 1242 and encodes 413 amino acids. The transcript has a single exon.
AUGACCUCACUCAAAAAACCCCCAAGAAAGGCUACAAGAACAAAAGAAGGUAUUCUUGUUAAAUUCAAAUCAGAGACUCCAAUAGUUCCAAAGGUAUCCAAGCUCUCAAGACUAUCAAUCCUAGUGGAUGACUCUGGUUUGGUAUCUAGCAAACCUCCUUCGUGGGAAGAAAAUCUUACUCUUCUGCUUCCCAGAGUUUCAACAGUUUCCCGAACACCUAUUAUGCUUGAGAAUAGAAAUGAUAAUACACUUGUACAUGUAAAGUCUAGCUUUGAUUUUACAGCCUAUAUUGGAACAACUGCUCGAAUAGCUGGAGAUUUAGAAGGAAAUGUUAACUUUAUCACUACUUGCUUUGGUUUAUCAGCUGAUCAUAUUGUUGGAAGAGCACAAAAAGUUGACUUUCAAACUGGUUUGUUCAGGUCUAGGCAAAUACUCACUCGUGAAACAAGAGAUUUAAAUAAGGAGUAUUCGCAGGUUGAUUUAGCACUGGUUUGUGUGCCUCCUGAAUUGGUAGGAAACAUUGUUGUGCCCAAGUUGCCAAAGAAACUUGCAACAUGUCCAUAUAAUUGUGCUGUAAUUGGAGGUGUACCUUCUUGUGUCAUGGACUUGUUUGUUACUGAAAGUGUUGUCAAAAGAAUUAUGGAAAAUGGAGAAGUUGUAUUGAUUGAAGAUGAGAAGGAAGCUGUAAUCAGUGAAGUGUCUAGUAAGCUCCAAGGUGUAUUGUCUGGUCAUAGUGAAAUGAUAGCCUCUUUUGGAGAAACAACUCUCUCGAAUACAGGAAAACAGCAACAUGGCUGUGCAACAGUUGGCCUUUCUGGAAGUAUGGUUAGAUUUGUUGAGGAAGGAGAAAUACUAUCGCUUCCUGGAGAUGAUCAGUAUAGUAACAUUUCUGAGAGUUUGUUGAGUAAGGAAAAAACUGGGUAUUUUCAUGGAAUUCAUGUUGAUUGUUUGAAAAAUGGUAGUAAUUUAGAGAUUAGUUGCCACACGACAAGGUGUGCAAAGUUCAUUUAUUUAUAUUGCUAUGCAAUUAUUCAUACAGUGAGAAAUAAUAGAUCCUUGUUCUUCACCUCAAAUCAGUAUGAAGCCUCUCUAGCAUAUCUCAAUGACGCAAAGCAAAUAGUAGAACUUGAAAUUAAAGAAUUAAGAGAACUUGUAGAGAAGACACUCUUGGUUGUAAAUAAGCAAUUGUUAGAAUUUAAUACUAAGCCCAUAAAUGUUCAAAACCAAGAUGCACAAUAUUAA